Messenger RNA from Frieseomelitta varia, 10100 nucleotides. Its product is annotated as pericentrin-like. Gene Ontology annotation, biological process: signal transduction. The transcript is spliced from 19 exons. Gene Ontology annotation, molecular function: molecular adaptor activity. Lineage: Eukaryota; Metazoa; Arthropoda; Insecta; Hymenoptera; Apidae. The record is from RefSeq and is a predicted model, not a curated record. The coding region runs from base 210 to 9548 and encodes 3112 amino acids.
AUAGUAGUUGUAGCGUAUAAUUCGUAUUUUUAUAAAUCGACAACGGUCAAACGUUUCGUAUACGGUGGACGGUUUGAGAAACACAUGGAUUUGAAAUGCAGUGGAUGACGAUCGGGCUUGAUGUGAUUGUUCGGUAAUUGGUAAACAAGUUGUUUCGCCGAUUGUCAACCGAUUGUUAAACAUCUAACUGUUGAUUGAAUUUUUAUGAAAUGAGUAAAGCGACGGACGAUGACGAGCGUAGGAGACGCUCGUUGGAAGCGGGUAGAGAAAUGCUGGAGAGAUUCAAGGCAGAAAAGGCUAUCAAAGCUCAAGGUGCGAGUCACAGUCAAAUGGACGAGAUAUCGGAUGAAGAGUCAUUCCGUAAUGACAAAUCUAUCGAGCACAGAAAGUCUUACACACAGGAGGGAAUUUCCUCGAGGGAUGUGACGCAAAGUAGCGUCAGUAUGAGCGAGGGAGAAGCAGAUGGAGACUUAGAAGGCCUUGCGGGAAGAGUGGCACAAUUGGAAGAGUUGUUACAAGGGAAAGAAGCCAUAGUGGAAGCUUUAAAUGCAGAGAUUGAUCACUUGAGGGCAGAGGCUUCAUCUCCAAAUUCUUCACAAAGUCAGAGUAGUAGUGUACAUACCAGAGAUGUUGUGUCUUUGUAUCAUACAAAACUGCAAGAGUUUGAAAAAGCAGUGACUCAAAGAGAUACUCUUAUAGAAGAUCUAAUGUUUUCUUUGCAACAUGCCCUAUCUGCGAGGGAUAAUCUUGUUAGUCAGUUAAAUGCUAUGAAUGCUAUGGAAAUACCCUGUAAAGAUAAUGCUGGUGCUUCAGUUGGUGGGAAUUUGGAAGAAAAGAUUGAUACUUUAGAGAAGACUGUAAAUGAUCAAAAAUCAAUAAUACAAAAGUUAAGUAGUCAAUUGAGUCAAAAUCAAGAAUACAUACAAACAUUGGAAAUGGAGAAAGAGACUCGAACAGCUGAGAUUAACGAUUACAAGUUACAAAUUCACAAUUUGAAUGAGCAGGUCCAUCUAAAUGCAACUGAUAAAAAUUUAAACAUCGCCGAGACUUUGGAGCAACAGAAGCAAUAUGAAGCCCGCGUAGACAAGAUAAAGCAGGAUAUGCAGCAUAUAUUAAAAAAGUUUACAAGUGAAACGAAUAUAAAUACUGCGCGUCACCAACAGGAACUAAAGGAGCAAGCUGCAAAGCACGAGAAGGAGAUAAUGAACAUCCAAGAAAAAUACGAAGAACAUCUAAAGCAACUGAAAGAGGAAAAUAAGACUCUGGCUGAUCGUUUGAACAAAGAACUGCCAGAUCUGGAAACUCGUCACGCCAAAGAACUCUCCAUAUUUCAAACGCAAUUGUCUCACUAUAAGAAAACUGUGGAGGCUCUGAAACUGGAGUUAAUGAACCGCUCCGAGUCCCAACAAACUGCUCAAGCUGAAUUGGACGAGUGUAAGUCAAGAUUCGAUGAAUUUAAAAUACAGGUGGAAAAGGCUAGACAGAUUCAGAAUCUAAGUCAUCAGAAGGAAAAAGAGAUGUUAGGCGAACAGAUCAAUUUGCACAAGCUUCAGUUGGAAGACAUCACGUCAAAGUAUAUUGCAGCGACUGCGGUUCUGGAGUCAAAGGAGAGCAUUGAACGUUCAUUGGAGCAGGCCUUGACAAACGCUACCACGUUGAAAGAAGAGAAUGAGAAUCUAAAGUUUAAACUCGAUGAUCUGUCAUCACGAUACUCGGCAGCACAAUCGUUAAUAGAAAAUAGCCAGUCUCACGAAAAAACUUUGAGUAAUAAAAUUUAUGAUUUAGAGAAAUCAUUGUCCAGACUUAGUGGCAUAAAUAUUAGUACUCUAAGUGAGCUGAACGAGACUACGUAUCAGACUUUUGACGAAGUGGCGAUUCAGUUUCAAUUAACGAAGCAAAAGCUUGAGGAAAAGGCAGAGUUGGAAAAACUUCUGACUCAGCGAAUUGAAAAUCUUGAAGAGAAUGUUCGUAAAUCGAAAGAAGAAAUGCAACAGGCAAAUAUCACCAAAAAAUUGUAUGAGAAGCAGCUUAAGGAUAUGAAGAACGUAUGUGAUAAAUACAAAUCCGAGCUGAGUUCCUUGAAAAAGAAUGAUUUGGAUGAUCAGAAUAUCUCGUCACUGGAAGAAAACAAAUCGUCUAGUCAGAGUAUGAAAGAUACUGUCAUUGAUUUGCUGUACAAAACUGAAAUGGAUCAACAGGAAAUUAAGAAGCUUAAAAUAACUCUUGAACAGAAGGAGGUAGAACUCACAGAAUGCAUUCACAAAAUGUAUGUUCUAACGGACAAAUUAAAGAAAUCUGAGGAGGAGUGCGAACAGUUAAAAACCGGACUAGUCACAGCAUGGGCCCAGUGUGCUGAGAUAGAAGAGAAGUUGAAUCAAACGUUAGCAUUAAACGAUACUAAAUUCGAUAUCUCUGUGGCAUCACCCAACUCCAGCAGUGCCUUAAUGAAACAGCUUAAGCCGGAUAGGAUUGCCAAUGAUUCUGUAAACAUAACGCAUGAUAAAAGCAUGGAUACAAAUAGAACGUCCGACGAGAAAAAUGAAAAUCUUGACAUUAGUAAUAGAGCAGCGUCGCUGCAAGAAAAGUUAAUGUUUAUAUUGGAAGAGAAUGAACGAUUGCUAAAAGAAGUGGAACGUUUGAUGCGCCAGCAAGCAGAUUAUGAAGAGAUCAAAAGCAAAUUAAAACACUACGUCAGUCUUUCAGAAAGUCUUACCAUAGAGAAGGAACAGAAGAACGAAGAAAAUAAGACUUUGAAAAAGAAGUUGGAGAACAUCCAUACGCUGCAAGAUUCUGUGAAUCAGUUGAGAUCAGAAAAGGAAACAUUGCGUAAAGAGAUCGAAGCGGUGAUCCAAACUUAUACCGAGCAAAUAAGUACUAUAAAAGCCGAUACUACGUCUGAGAUUGAAAAGGUACAAUCGUUAUUUUUGGGCAUGAAAGAAGGCACGACACAGCUCAAUGAUCUCAGAAACGAACUGGAAAUGCGUCACACGAAGGAAAUGGAGGAGCUACGCAUGUACUUCGAACGAAAAUGUUUACUGAUGGAAAAGCAAUACUCUGAGGAAAUAUUUAGCCAGCAAUCGAAAAGGAUGUCAGACAAUGACAGUGAAAUAGCGGACAUAACUGAGGGCUUGUACUAUGGAGGUGCUGGUGAUUGUUUGAACGCGAAUAUGUCCGAACAUAGUUCGAGACUUGGUUCUCCCAUAGCGGACGAACAAUCUAGGCACACUGGCCAGAAUUUGAGUAGUUACAAGUCCGAAAUGGAAUAUGAAAUAAACAUCAAGACGUUGCAACAAGAAUUGCAAAACAAGAUAGUGGAGAUGCAGGAGAUGAAACUGCAAUAUGAAAAAUCUUUGGAGGAACAAAAGAACAUGUACGAAAGGGAACUUCAUAAUAGUAAAGUCAAAGAAAAACACGACUUGUUGAGAGAUAUGAUAAAUCAGCAUUGUCAAACAGAAUGGGAUGCGGGUGCGUUGGAAAACGGUGAAUUAACGCAACUGCGAGCAGCCUACAACCAUCAAUUGGAAGAACAGAUCGCGCUAGCUAAGUUGGAUAUUGUCAAUGCGCUUCAAGAACAAAUUCAGGCACUACUGACGGUCGAGUCGGAUGCAGAGGACAAUUGGCCGGUAGAAUUGCUGGAAUUACGAGAUAAAUUAACUGGUAAUGCGAAAAAGGAAAUGCAGCUACUCAAAAAGUCUCACACGGAGGAAGUGCAACGUUUGAAAGAAGAACAUUCUCGAAAUGUAGCUAGAAUGAUUGACCGUCAUCAGGAGGAACUUAAUAAAAUUAAGUCAGAGUGUGUUCAGAAUUACAGCGUGAAACGAGAUUCUGACAGAGACACUGAUAAUCAAGCUUUUGAAGAAAGGAACACCUUAACUAAAACAUGUAUCACUCUUAAAACACUGAUUGAGGAACUGAUAAAAUAUUUCAUUAUCUGCGAAGAGGAAGUUAAUAAUACUUUUAUUACCGAAGUUGUUAGAAGACAAUUAUCUGAUAGUAUCAAUAACGAGGAAACUGUGCAGAGUGAUAAGUCAAGAAAAAACCAAGAGGCUGGCUUGAUGAAUUCUUCUGAGAUGAGAGUUCAAAGAGUCCAUCUUGCACCAAAAACUGCAGAGAUAGCUUCUAUAAUAAAUAGCAACGUCGAAACUUUGCCAACCAUUUUGGAAGAAGAUGAGAGCAUAACAGAAAGAUUGAAGCUAGAAUUGAACAGCUGUAUACAUCGCUUGAAGUCUGAAAGUUCUGAAAUUCUUACUAUUUCUUCAUCGACAAGAGAAGGAAGACGUGAUUCACCUUUGAAAGAUACUCUUUGGUUAAAUAGAAUGAACGAAGAGCUGAAUUUGAAACUUCAUGAUACUGAAACUUUAGUCAUUGGCUAUCAAGAGCAGAUUAAUCAUCUGAAAAUGACUAUUUUAGAUCUACAAAGCAAGUUAAUUAACGCAGAAAAUAAAAAAGAGACGAUCACGGAAGGUUACGGAGAGAAUUAUGAUUUAGGUACUGACAUUACUUUGCAAGAUUUCUCACAACUGCAAGAGAAAGUGAGGCAUGUGUUGUCGAAUGGAGGAGGAGAUUGCGCAGAAUUGCUGCAACUGAUAGAUGAAUUGUCUAGAUUGACUGAAAAAUUGAUGGAAGAGUCAAGAAAGGAGAAGGAAGAUUUGCAGCAACAGCAGGUGCCUUUAGAACAUACUCCCACCCCAUACAUUCACAGGGUUUGUCACCGAAAGAUUGAAGCAGCAGAUAAGCAAUUAAAAGCAACUCGCAGAUUUCUGGAUGAGCAGGCUAGCGAAAGAGAAACUGAGAGAGAUGAAGCAACAAAACAAAUACAUGUUCUGCAGGAACAACUUAAAGAGCGUGAACGAGAAAAAGAACGGGACCAACGGAUUACUUCUGAGCAGUCCACAUUAUCACCUGAAGCAACAUCAGACAUCCCUGUGCUUCAAGCAUCUGACAUCAAUGCAGCUGUGGAAAUUUUGGAAUCUCAAAUGAGAGAGAUGUCCUCUCUUAUGUCUGACACGGAGGCCAAAAAAUUUGAAACCGAGAGUGAACUUAAAGCAGCUAUUGACAAGAUUUGGGUACUUAGAGAAAUCAUCACAGAUUUGGAACAACAGCUACAGAUCAAAACUGAGAAGGAAGAAUCAUUGCAGUUGCAAAUUAAUCAGUUAGAAACUGUAAUCGCCGCGCAAACUAAAAAUCAGCAUGAAUUGGUCCAGGAAUUGGAUGCUGUUAAGAUGGGUAGUGAAAGCAAACAGCUGAAUGAACAUAUUAUUCACUUACAGGAAGAACUAAGAAAACACAAAUUAAGUUCUGAACAAUUCAAUGUGAAUUCUGCGGCAUUGAAGCAGAUGAAGACAGAACUCCGCGAUAUGCAAAAUCAAUUAGAUAAAAGAAUCAAAGAACUAGAAUCUGCUCACAUGUGCAGUUCUAAUUUGAGCUUGAGUCAACCGAGCGAAGAUGUCUCCAUUAGAGAACAAAUAGACGCUACCCGAUGCCCUACUCCUGACGAUCCCACUGCUCCUCCAAUGUUACCUCUUGAUCAACUACUUAAACUCAAGGAGAAAAUGUUAAAACACGCCAGAGUCGAGGAGGUGGCGUUCAAAAGAAUCAAGGAUUUAGAACUUCAAGUGACUGCUCUCAAAAACCAGAACGAGGAAUUACAGGCAGAACAGGAAAUUCUUCAACAAACAGCUUCCGAGCAGCUGUUCCAAAUAGAAGCGAUGCGCGGUAGGCUGGAGCAACAUAAGCAAAGCGCCCCAUUUGCUCAGAGACAGGCCACGUCACGCCUAGAGUUACAACUUCACGAAGCUAACGCUAAAUUUCAGUCUUUGGAACGAAAUAUUGCUGACAAAGAAUUAGAAUUAAAGGAUACGAAGAAUCAACUGGACAGAGUUAAUCAAUUAUUACAAGAAAAGGAAGCAGAGAUUGCAAAUGUAGUUGAAGUAGAAAGUGCUACCAUUCAAAAGUUGAAAGAGCACCUGGAAAUUGUUGAAGAAGAAAAAAAAAUUCUUCAGGCGAAGGUUGGUGUUCAGGAGCAUGCACAGAUAGAAUUACCAAAGUUGUUGGACAGUAUGUUAGCAGACAAGAAUGAAGAGAUAGAUCACUUGAAGGAACAAUUAUUCAAAAAGGAAAAACAACUUGAGAUGUAUUCUUCGUUGAAUUUGGACGAAACGCAGUUAAGGGAGUUAGCACGACAGACAGAGACAAAGAACAGUGCACGCACAUUGAGUGAUAUUCUAUCGAUUCACUCAGAAUGUGAAGAGACCGCGGAAGCUAUCAGAGGGUCCAAUACAACGCAGAAUUUGCCUAAUGUAUCUAGUUUCAAAGUUUCUACUCCACCUGCUGCAAAAAGUAUAGAUGAUUCAACUGUGCCUUUAAUGGACAGCACUAAGAUGAUUCAGGUUCCUCCUCUGGAUCUUGGUUCUCAAAGUCUAUCUGCAACUUCUAGUUCGCAAUCUGGAGUUUUAGACUUAUUGCAGAGUGGCUUGGAGUCGAAAACUUCCACGUCGGAGAAUCUUUCUAGCGAUAAAACUGACCAUGCUGCUCAGCUGACAAAACAACAGUACACUCAAACGCAAGAAUCUCCAAGAAGAGAACGUGUAGAUGAUAGUAAUAGUAAUAGAUCUUACGAUGUUUCAAUGAAAUAUACUCAGACGUCUUUUAAUGAAACUUUGAAGGAGAUAGAGAAUUUAGAGAAUCAAUUAGAGGCAGUGAAAGAGGAAUUAGACAUGAAAUCAGCAAUUUUGAAUAAAACGGAAACGGACUUAAUAGCUUUGCAGAAAUUUUACAAUGAAUCGCAAAUGGAAUUCAAGGACGUAGUGGAGACACUUUCCAGAGACAAGUGCUUCUAUCAGAAUCAAUAUGAAUUAUCACGAGUAUCGGAAAAUAAAAUAAAAAAAGAUCUCCAAGAAGUAGAAAAUGUUCUAAAGUUAAGGAACGAAGAGAUGCAAGAUCACAGGAACAAGAUGCAAGUAAAUGAAAAAAUUAUAAUGGAACUGAAUUUAGAGAAUACUAAGUUGAAAAGAGAUAUUGAGGAGAAGGAACAAGAAUUGGAACAGACAAGAAAGUAUAGUAUUCUGCUUAAGGAAAAAAUAAGUGAAUUACAGAAUUUCAGAGAUACAAUUCUCGAGAAAGAUAUCACUAUAGAAACUAUUCGAACUCGUAAUAUUGAGAUCGAAAAUGAGAACAAACAGUUAUAUGAAUUCAAGACAAAAUAUCAGUCAGCUAAACAAGAGUUAUUGGAAUGUCAAAAUGAAAUUCAAAGGUUGACGGAUGGCCUAAACAAUAGAGAUCAGAUUAUCAGAAGAUUGGAGGAAAUGGCCAGACGCACUAGCCUCUCAGGAACAUCCUCACCUUCCAAUGAAAAGGAUCAAGAGAUUCAUCAUCUGCAGGAAUACUUAAAAGAGAAAGAUAAAGUAAUUAGACAAAUGAGUGAUGAUAGCAAAAGUUUGCACACGGCUCUGGAAGCUAUACAAAACAAAAUGAAAGAAUCUGGAAAUGUUGUGGAUUUGAGAAAGAAGUUGAAGGAUGAAAAAAAGUUAAAUGCUGAGCUGAGAAACAUUGUGGAUAAUCUAAGCAAAGAGUUGUCUACGUUGAAGAAGACAUCAGCACAACGAUCGCAAGAUGAUACUGACAUCGAAGAUAUGCUGCAAAGAGAGUUAAAUUUGUCAGCACAUUUGGAUAGACAGAUUAUGAACGCCAUAGAAAGUGAUGCAGAAGAUAAGAAAAAGACAAAAAGACAAACUUCUUAUCAGGAUAUCCAAGAAGAAAGAUGCAUGGAUCUGGAUUUCAAAUUGACUCAAGCUAAUAAGAUUAAUGAAGAAUUGAAAAAAUUAAAGGAUGAUUUGGAAAUAGAAAGAGGGAUGCUCAAAUGCCAAAUAGCAGAAUACGAAGGUCGUAUCUUCCAACUGAAAUCAGAUUUAGCAGAAGAAUCGAAGAAAGUGACAAAACUGGAUGAAGAAUUAUCUUCAGAAAAGAAUUUAGUAAGAAAAUUAAAGAUCCAAUUUGAAAAAGAGUUUAAAGCAAUGCAAGCUGGGCAUAUACAAAAUUCAGACCUAAUAGAGUACCUCCAAAGUAAGUUGAAGAGUUCUCUAGACAACGAGACUAAGCUUAGAAAUGAAUUAUCCUUGCUACGAGAAGAGUAUAAGAAUUUAGAGAUUCAAUUGAGUUUGAUAAAGGAUCACGUAGAGUCCCAGAAAGCCGAUGACUUGCCAAAGUUGACAAAGCUUUUAGAAACUGAGAGAAAGAAGUACGUAUCGCUAAUGGAGAAUUUCGAAAAGGAAAGAAAAGAAAAUGCAGAACUGAAGGAUGCUUUAAGAAAAUUACAGAUGGAGAAGAAUCGUUGCGAAAAGCAACUGGAAGUGGAAUUAGAGAAAGAAGAGAACUUGAAAAGUAAUUUGAUGUUGAUAGAAGGAAACAAUGAUCAUCUGCAAAUUGAUCUCAGGCGUAUCAAAGAAGAACUAAAAAUGCGACAAGAAGAAUGCGAAUGGUUACAAAAAAGGAUUAAAACUAUGUCUGAUGCGGAGACUAAGAGACAAGAACAAAAAAGCACUGAACAUAAUGAGCUUAAAAAUUUGAGAAGAGAAACCAAUAAUGCCAGAGAAGUGAUAAUGGAUUUGGAGGCUGAUAUGAAGCAAUCAAAGAGGGAAUUGACGGAGUCUAUUGAACGGGAAAUGAAAUUAACUGAGACUGUAGAGACUCUUAAAGAAAGAGAAAAUGAUCUACUUAAAAAAUUGUCUGCUUUCAAAGACGAAGAGAAGAAGUUGAAAAAUGUAAUCGCUGAGUUAGAGCAAGAAGUAAAAUCGUGUACAAGAAGAGAAUUGCAACUUACAAAGGAAUUAAAAAAUAGAUUUACAAACGAGGACGUACCUACCAAAUACAUGCAAAAGAUUAAAGAUCUUAGUGAAAUUAAUGAAAAAUACAUGACAGAAAAGACUGUACUUCAGGAGAAAUUGAUACAAGCAAAGGAAGAGAAGGAGCAAUUGAUUCAACGAAUUAAAUUACUCGAAGAUGAAAUAAAACGAAUUAAAACGUCUCAAGUUUUAAACUUCAAGUUCUCAGAACACCUAGAAAAGCUGCAACAUUUUUAUGGGAAGUUCUUGCGAGCAGAUAGCAGACGAAAGGCCCUAAUUUAUCAGAAACGCUACUUGCUAACUAUAGUUGGUAGCUAUCAAGUGUCCGAAGAAAAUAUUCUGUGCGUACUCGCUCAAUUGACCAAAGACCAACGAUCCUACAUUGCGAUAGGUCGCAACAAGAAAUCGCCAAGAGUUCGUUUUAGAAGUGCGGUGCUCGUUUUGGUCAGUAUCCACAGAAUGAAGUGGCUAAUCUUGAGAUGGAACACUGGUAAACGAAUUGGUGUAAAGACGUUAGUAUGGAAUACAGAACAGUCUUUCUUGCCGAUUCAGAAAACCACUAUGAACCAUUCGCCUCCUGUCCGAGAGAAGGCUACCUCAAAUGGGGACGGAUUUAUGCUUGAACAGUAUUUCGAGCGGUUGAAGAAUAUUCAGCAGACGUUGGGUUUAGCAGUGGCGGAAGCUGGGAAUCUUCAAAUUCCAGAAUAGUAUUACAUUCUAUACCUAAGUUUUGUAAAUGUUAUAGACUGUGAUUUGAUUAUCACUGUCGCUGUUUUUUGAAUGCGGUCAUUGUUGCAUGAUCCGCAUGGGAUUGCUGUUUUCGAUUGUUGCGCCGAUCGAAAACGUGUAAAACUGGGCAUUUUUAUCAGAAAAGACGUUGUUAAAAAUUUUGAGCUUCUCUCAGCUGUAUUUUUUCUACAGACUAUAUAAAAUUAUAGAGAGUAGGAACACAUACGUGGAACACGUGUUAGAUUUCUACACCAAUUACCAGAGGAUGAUGUACCAUGUGUGCUAUAAUUUCAAUAUUAUCAUAUAUGAAUACUCGUAAGAAUUUCUAAGAGAUCGAACAAAAUGUUAUGUUAGUCCUUACAUAUUGUGUUUUACCAAAGUUAUUGAUAGUGAUAGCUAUUACUAUUACUGUAAAGAUACAAACCUGUGCCUUGUAUAUUUAAAUAAGUGUUUUAGUAUUUAUUUGUUGAUGAUGAUCUGUACGUUUUUAUAUUGUGAAUAAAACAUAGGAUGUCUUUUUUCCAGAUCGUU